This is a messenger RNA of Phaethon lepturus (White-tailed tropicbird), 717 nucleotides long. Its product is annotated as N-chimaerin-like. NCBI's taxonomy places the organism in Eukaryota, Metazoa, Chordata, Aves, Phaethontiformes, Phaethontidae. The transcript has 5 exons. Gene Ontology annotation, molecular function: ephrin receptor binding; GTPase activator activity. The record is from RefSeq and is a predicted model, not a curated record. The annotation marks the transcript as partial. Gene Ontology annotation, biological process: ephrin receptor signaling pathway; regulation of GTPase activity.
GGAAGCUUCCAGCGACUGCACGCGGUGCCCUCGAAGAAAAGGAAUUCUGCCUUGCUUAGACACAUUGAUAUUGAUGUCUGUGAAAUACUUGGGUCACGUUCUGUAAUUCUCCUUUCUGCUGCUGUCUUGCAGGUGCACACGUUCAGGGGUCCGCACUGGUGUGAAUACUGCGCCAACUUUAUGUGGGGCCUCAUUGCUCAGGGAGUAAAAUGUGCAGAUUGUGGUUUAAAUGUGCACAAGCAGUGUUCCAAGAUGGUCCCAAAUGACUGCAAGCCAGACCUGAAGCACGUCAAAAAAGUGUACAGCUGUGACCUUACAACGCUAGUAAAAGCACACUUCACUAAGAGACCAAUGGUAGUAGAUAUGUGCAUUAGGGAAAUUGAAUCUAGAGGUCUCAAUUCUGAAGGACUGUACAGAGUCUCAGGAUUUAGUGAUCUUAUCGAAGACGUCAAAAUGGCAUUUGACAGAGAUGGGGAAAAAGCUGAUAUUUCUGUGAAUAUGUAUGAAGAUAUCAAUAUUAUCACUGGUGCACUUAAACUGUACUUCAGGGAUUUGCCAAUUCCACUCAUCACGUACGAUGCCUACCCAAAGUUUAUAGAGUCUGCAAAAACCACCGAUCCGGAUGAACAGCUGGAAAUUCUCCAUGAGGCGCUGAAACUGCUGCCGCCUGCACACUGUGAAACAUUACGGUAUCUCAUGGCACAUCUGAAGAGGUAG